Molecule: messenger RNA, 5851 nt
Organism: Myripristis murdjan (pinecone soldierfish)
Lineage: Eukaryota; Metazoa; Chordata; Actinopteri; Holocentriformes; Holocentridae
Gene: lamb1b
Product: laminin, beta 1b
Exons: 33
Coding region: 43-5373 (1776 amino acids)
Biological process (GO): axon guidance; basement membrane assembly; substrate adhesion-dependent cell spreading
Cellular component (GO): laminin trimer
Molecular function (GO): structural constituent of synapse-associated extracellular matrix; integrin binding
Source: RefSeq, a predicted model, not a curated record
CCCAUCCACAACACCUACAGAAGCGGUGUCAAUGAUCCACUCAUGGAAAUGUUGAUCAUUCACAUAGCUGCUAUUUUGGCCCUCGGGUGUCAGGUCGGGGCGUCGGUGCCAGACUUCGGGGAUGUUUGCACCGAGGGCAGCUGCUACCCCGCCACAGGAGACCUGCUGAUCGGCCGGGCGCACAAACUCACCGCCUCCUCCACCUGCGGCCUGGAGCAGCCGGAGCGCUUCUGCAUUGUCGGACAUCUGGAGGAGGAUACAAAAUGUUUUGUGUGCGACUCCAGGCAGAUGUACGACGAGCACAGCAAUCCCAUCAGCCACACCAUCGAGAACGUGGUCACCACCUUCGCCCCCAACCGCCUCAAGACCUGGUGGCAGUCGGAGAACGGUGUGGAGAACGUCACCAUCCAACUGGACCUGGAAGCCGAGUUCCAUUUCACACACCUCAUCAUGACCUUCAAGACGUUUCGGCCGGCUGCCAUGGUGAUCGAGCGCUCCAUGGACUUUGGCAAGACGUGGCAAGUUUACCGUUACUACGCCUACAGCUGCGAGGGCUCCUUCCCCGGCGUGUCCACCGGGCCCCUGGUCAAAGUGGACGACAUCAUCUGCGACUCGCGCUACUCGGACAUCGAGCCGUCCUCCGAGGGAGAGGUAAUAUUUCGCGUGCUGGACCCUGCUUUUGAGAUUGAAGACCCUUACAGCACCAGGAUACAGAACAUGCUGAAGAUCACGAACCUGCGGGUGACGUUCACCAAGCUGCACACUCUGGGCGACAACCUGCUCGACUCCCGCGACGAGGUCACCGAGAAGUACUACUACGCCCUCUUCGACAUGGUCGUCCGCGGCAACUGCUUCUGCUACGGCCACGCCUCCAAGUGCGCCCCGGUCAAUGGAGCGCCCGAGGGUGCCGAGGGCAUGGUACAUGGUCGCUGUAUGUGUAACCACAACACAGAGGGACUGAACUGUGAACACUGUCAAGACUUUUACCACGACUUGCCCUGGAGACCUGCAGAGGGACGCAACACCAAUGCCUGCAAGAGGUGUGAGUGUAACCAGCACUCGGGCUCGUGUCACUUUGACCUGGCGGUGUACAUGUCGACCGGCAACGUGAGCGGAGGCGUGUGUGACGACUGUCAGCACAACACCAUGGGCCGCCAGUGCGAGCAGUGCCGCCCCUUCUUCUACCAGCACCCCAACAGGGACCUGAGGGACCCCAACGUGUGCGAACCGUGUAACUGCGACCCGGCCGGCUCCCUGCAGGGCGGGAUGUGUGAUUCACGGACCGAUGUGCCAGCCGGGCUGAUCUCAGGCCAGUGUCGGUGCAAAGCCAACGUGGAGGGAGAGCGCUGUGACAGCUGCAGACAGGGACACUAUGGACUGGGACAGGGGCCGCACGGCUGUCUGCCCUGUACCUGCAACCCGCUGGGCACGCUGCCGGGAGGAAGAUGUGAUUCAAACACCGGAAAAUGCUUCUGCAAACGCCUCGUGGACGGACAAAACUGUGAUCAGUGUCUGCCGCAGCACUGGGGUCUGUCCAAUGACAUGGAUGGCUGCAGACCAUGUGACUGUGACCUGGGCGGGGCCAUUCACAAUACCUGUGACCCACACACAGGCCAGUGUGUGUGCAGGGAGCACAUGUUUGGACGCCGCUGUGACCAGGUCGAGUCUGGCUUCUAUUUCAUCGCUCUGGACCACUACACCUAUGAGGCAGAGGACGCCACGCAUGGACCUGGUGUGACUGUGGUUCCGAGGCGUUAUCCUCUGGACCGCAGUCCGACUUGGACAGGUAUGGGCUUUGUUAAUGUCCCAGAAGGAGCCUAUUUAGAGUUCAACAUCAAUAACAUCCCCGAGUCCAUGGACUAUGACCUGCUUAUCCGUUAUGAGCCACAGCUGCCGGAGCAGUGGGAGCAGGUGAGCGUGAGGGUGGAGCGACCCCUCAGCCCGCCCAACUACUCCGGUCAAUGUGGCAACACCAUCCAGAGCGGAGACCAGCAGUCUGUCUCCCUGCCUCCUGGAUCUCGACAUGUGGUGCUGCUGAGGCCGGUGUGUUUGGAGAAAGGACUGAACUACACUGUGCGCCUCAGUCUGCCUCUCUACUCGUCAGUCAGUGACGUCCAGAGCCCGUACACACUCAUCGACUCUUUGGUGCUGAUGCCCCGGGUCAGGGAGCUGGACAUGUUUGAGGGGACGGCCGGUGAAGGAGCGUGGGAUACGUUCCAGCGCUACCGCUGUCUGGAGAGCAGCCAGAGCGUGGUGAAGAGCCCCAUGACCGACAUCUGUAACGACUACAUCUUCAGCGUUUCUGCACUGCUGCACCAGGGAGCCAUGGCAUGCCAGUGUGACCCUCAGGGCUCUCUCAGCGCCGUGUGUGAGUCCAGCGGCGGCCAGUGCCAGUGUCGCCCCAACGUGGUGGGCAGGAACUGUGAGCACUGCGCCCCCGCCACCUUCCUGUUCAGCCCCGCCGGCUGCAGACCGUGUGACUGUGACUCUCGGGGUUCGGUCAGCGCCUUCUGCCACGAGGCCACGGGCCAGUGUGAGUGUGUACCAGGGGCCACGGGGCGCCAGUGUGCCCACUGUCUGCCGGGCCACUGGGGCUUCCCGCACUGCCGCCCCUGCCAGUGUAACGGCCACAGCGACUACUGCCACCCCCAGACCGGAGAGUGCCAAGGCUGCCGGGACUUCACCAUGGGACACAACUGUGAGAGGUGCCUGACUGGUUACCACGGUGACCCGGAGCUGGGUUCAGGUGAUCACUGUCGUCCCUGUAUGUGCCCUGAUGGGCCACGCAGCGGGCGCCAGUUUGCAGAUAGCUGCUACCAGCUGGCCGGUUCCAACCAGUUGGUGUGUGUCUGCAGUGCUGGAUACAAAGGUGCCAGGUGUGACGAGUGCGCCCCCGGUUACUACGGCAACCCUCUGGUGCCCGGGGGGCGCUGUUUGCCCUGCCAGUGUAACAACAACAUCGACAUGCACGACCCGGACUCCUGUGACCCCCGCACAGGCGCCUGCCUCAGAUGCCUGCACCACACUGAGGGCUAUGGCUGUCAGCACUGCAAACUGGGUUACUAUGGCAACGCUGCCACCCAGAGCUGCAGGAAGUGUAUGUGUUACUCGGUGGGCACGGUGCCUCAGGCUUGUCCGUCCCCUGAUGAAUGCCAGUGUGACCAGUAUAGCGGCCAGUGCCACUGCCAGCCUAACGUGAUUGGUCAGAACUGUGACCGCUGUGCUCCCGAUACCUGGAACAUAGCGAGCGGGACGGGCUGCCUGACCUGCGACUGCGACCCCGAGCACUCCUUCGGAUCCUCCUGUAAUGAGAUCACGGGGCAGUGCUCCUGCAAACCCGGCUUUGGCGGCAGGACGUGUCGGGAGUGCAGAGAGCUCUUCUGGGGUGAUCCAGAGGUCAAAUGUCAUGCCUGCGACUGUGACCCUCGCGGCAUCUCCAGCGAGCAGUGCCACCGCGCCACCGGCCAGUGCACCUGUGUGGAGGGGGUGUCGGGUCAACGCUGCGACCAGUGCGCCAGGGGCUACCACGGCGAGUUCCCCGCCUGCGAACCUUGCCACCAGUGCUUUGCCGUCUGGGACACCGUGGUUGGCGAACUGACCAAUCAGACGCGGCGACUCCAAGCCCAUGUGACGGAGCUCCAGACGAGCGGGGUGACGGCGCCGUAUAAAGAUCUGAUCGACAGCCUGGAGAAGAACGCCAAGGCGGUCAGGGAGAUAGUGGAGAGCAACCCUGCCGCAGUGAAGCUGGAGCAGAUACAGGAGCUGAUGCAGCAGAUCACUGGCGUGAUGUCCUACUUAAACGGGAGGCUGAACUCAUCAGAGGAGACCGUGACCCUUCUGUAUGGUGAUUCCAACACCACCAGCGCCAGCCUGGACGCCCUGAGGGAAGAGGCCGAGCAGCUGCAGCUGACGGUCCAGGAGCUGAGAGAGCAGGUCGAUCAGGCCAAGAACUCCAACUUCCAGGGUGCAAUGGACACCAUUGCCGCAGCACACAUGCACUCCAUGAUGGCGGAGCUCCGUGCCAACGCCUCCAUCAGUCACACGGUGCAGCAGUCGGCGGCGGUACGGCAAGCCACGGAGGACAAACUGAGCAGCAGCCAGAGGGAGUUUGACCGCAAGCAUCAGAGAAACACACAGAAGCUGGACAAGCUGUCCGCUGACCUGGAUCAGUUUGACUUAUCAGCGCUGAGCAAGAAGACGUGCGGCACUGCAGAGGAGGGCGACGGCUGCUCCGGCUCCUCCUGUGGAGGGCUCGGCUGCGUCGGCGAGGACGGGGCUGCACGGUGCGGCGGAGAGGGCUGCGAAGGCCUCAUCACAACCUCUCAGGCUGCCCUCAAGUCAGCCAAGGACUUUGACCAGGAAAUUCUCACUGCCAUGCAGGAGGUGGACAAACUCUCCAGAAUGGUCUGGGAGGCCAAGGUCCGCGCAGAUGAGGCCAAGGUGAACGCUCAGGGGGUGCUGCUCAAAUCCAACCAGAGCAAGGAGAGAGUGGAGCAGAGCAACGAGCAGCUUCGCAACCUCAUUAAAGAGAUACGAGAUCUGCUCACCAAUGACAAGGCAGACGUGUCUGUGAUCGAGGCGGUGGCCAACGAGGUGCUGAGUCUGGAGGUGCCGACCUCGGCCGGUGAGCUGCACGGCCUGACGCAGGAGAUCAAGGAGAGGGUGGACAACCUGACCAACGUUGAGACCAUCCUCAGUCAGAGCGCCAAGGACAUCGAGAGCGCCGAGAGGCUGCUGCAGCAGGCCAAGGUGGCCAGCGAGGAGGCGGCCAACAUAAACGAGGCAGCGGAUCUCGUGAAGGCGGCGCUGGAUGAGACUGAGCGUGCUCAGAAUGUCGCCAUGGACGCCAUCCAGCAGGCGCAGAACAACACCAAGAACACGCUGGACCUGCUGGUCUCUGUGGAGUCGGAGACGGCCAUGUCGGAGCUGAAGCUGAGCAACACCACGGGCCGUCUGAUUCAGCUGGAGAGGGAGGUGGGCCUGCUGAGGCAAAACGACCUGGAGGUCAACCGCCUGGCAGAGAGGACCAUGUGGGUCACCGAACAGGCCAAGCAGGACGCAGAGGAGGCGCAGCAGGAGUUUGACGAUGAGGUGAAGGAUCAGUAUAGUGCGGUGGAGGACAUGGUGGAGGAUAAAGGCGAGGUGGUGCUGAAAGCCAGGAGGAGAGCGGACGAGCUCCAGCAGGAGGCCAAAGAGCUGCUGAGCCAGACCACUGACAAGCUGCUGAGACUCCGAGAGUUGGAGAGGUCUUACGAGGCCAACCAGCGCACCCUGGAGGCCAAAGCCCAGCAGCUGGCCGGCCUGGAGCAAACCGUCCGCCAGCUCCUGGACGAAAUCAGCCACAAAGUCACUCUGUACAGCACCUGUCUGUGAGCAGCAGCACCUCACACUGUUUACUGUUCUCAAGUGCACUGGCCAGGACUGUCACAGUGCCAACCAAGUGUUGUAAGUCGGCAGCAGGGCCAAGUUGAAUAUUUUAAGUUGUUUUAACAGUGAAAUUAUUGCCAGCAAAUGAACACCCAAGUGUAUUGAGCUGCAACAGAAAAAUAUUUAAGCAAUGGGAACGAUUUUUUCAAACUGCCAAAAGACAUUGGAGGUAAUGAUGAGUGCCAAAGAAAACCACUAAAAGCCUAAAUGACCUCAGUGCUAGAAGCCAAGAAUGUGUGGAGAAAAAAAGAAUUAAAAAUUGAGCAGUAUAAGCUAUUACAGCCUCUACACUUAACCUAUAUGACUGCACAUAUUUGAUAUUAAAGUUUUAUAUGUACCGUAUUUUAUAUACCUAGAGAAGCUAAUUGAUUUCUGGACCACAAACUAUAUGCAAAUGAUCCUGUGACAAUCGAUUUAAAUUAAA